Messenger RNA from Octodon degus (degu), 2773 nucleotides. It is a transcript of the gene Strn4, whose product is annotated as striatin 4. Gene Ontology annotation, molecular function: protein phosphatase 2A binding; calmodulin binding; protein-containing complex binding. The annotation marks the transcript as partial. The transcript has 15 exons. The record is from RefSeq and is a predicted model, not a curated record. Gene Ontology annotation, cellular component: dendrite. Lineage: Eukaryota; Metazoa; Chordata; Mammalia; Rodentia; Octodontidae.
ACUGGGACGGUCCCGGCCUCCGGCCCUGUACCCGGGCCUGGCCCAGCAGGGAAAGGGGGCGGCGGCGGAGGAAGCCCCGGGCCCGCGGCCGGCCCGGAGCCCCUGAGCCUGCCCGGGAUCCUGCACUUUAUCCAGCACGAGUGGGCGCGCUUCGAGGCCGAGAAGGCUCGCUGGGAGGCUGAGCGCGCCGAGCUGCAGGCUCAGGUGGCCUUCCUCCAGGGAGAACGGAAGGGGCAAGAGAAUCUAAAGACAGACCUGGUGCGGCGGAUCAAGAUGUUAGAGUAUGCACUGAAGCAGGAAAGGGCCAAAUACCAUAAACUGAAGUUCGGGACAGACCUGAACCAGGGGGAGAAGAAACCAGAUCUAUCAGAACAAGUUCCCAAUGGCCCCGUGGAGUCAGUCACCCUGGAAAACAGCCCACUGGUGUGGAAGGAGGGACGGCAGCUUCUCCGACAGUACCUCGAAGAGGUGGGCUACACGGAUACCAUCCUCGACAUGCGGUCCAAGCGUGUGCGCUCCCUGCUCGGCCGUUCUCUGGAGGUCAACGGGGCUGCCGAGCCCAAUGAGGGUCCUCCCAGGGCAGCACCUAGUCCUGGGAGCCUCAGUGGCGGCGAGUCCCUGCUGGUGAAGCAGAUUGAGGAGCAGAUCAAGAGGAAUGCAGCAGGCAAAGAUGGCAAAGAACGUCUGGGUGGUUCAGUGUUGGAGCAGAUCCCCUUCCUGCAGAACUGUGAGGAUGAGGACAGCGAUGAGGACGACGAGAUGGACAGUGUACAGCACAAAAAGCAACGUGUGAAGCUCCCAUCCAAGGCCCUUGUUCCUGAGAUGGAGGAUGAGGAUGAGGAGGAUGACUCUGAGGAUGCCAUCAAUGAGUUCGACUUCCUGGGUUCAGGAGAGGAUGGGGAAGGGUCUCCAGGCCCUCGACGCUGUACCAGUGAGGGGAACCCUCACGAGCUGGAGAGCCGUCGAGUCAAACUGCAGGGAAUUCUGGCUGACCUUCGGGACGUGGAUGGCCUGCCCCCCAAAGUGACAGGCCCACCUCCUGGCACACCCCAGCCGCGGCCCCAUGAAGGUUCCUUUGGCUUCUCCUCAGACGUUUUCAUCAUGGACACUAUCGGGGGCGGGGAGGUGAGCCUGGGGGACUUGGCAGAUCUCACCGUCACCAACGACAACGACCUCAGCUGUGAUCUGUCUGACAGCAAAGAUGCCUUCAAGAAGACAUGGAACCCUAAGUUCACCCUGCGCUCACACUAUGAUGGCAUCCGCUCCCUGGCUUUCAACAGUGAAUACUGCUACAGUGGCGGCGCUGAUGCCCGCAUUCACAGCUGGAAGAUUCCAGACCUCAACAUGGAUCCCUAUGAUGGUUAUGACCCCAGUGUCCUGAGCCAUGUUUUAGAGGGCCAUGGGGAUGCUGUGUGGGGCUUGGCCUUCAGUCCCACCUCCCAGCGCCUGGCCUCUUGCUCUGCUGAUGGCACCGUGCGCAUCUGGGACCCCAGCAACAGCCCAGCCUGCCUCUGUACCUUCCCCACAGCCACAAGCCAGAUCAACCAGGUGGUGAGUCACCCAAACCAGCCCCUCACCAUUACUGCCCACGAUGACAGGGGCAUCCGCUUCCUGGACAAUCGGACAGGUAAAUCGGUGCACUCCAUGGUCGCCCACCUGGAUGCAGUCACCUGCCUGGCCGUGGACCCCAAUGGUGUGUUCCUGAUGUCAGGAAGCCAUGACUGCUCCCUACGCCUUUGGAGCCUGGACAAUAAGACUUGCGUACAGGAGAUCACAGCCCACCGCAAGAAACAUGAGGAGGCCAUCCAUGCUGUCGCCUGCCACCACAGCAAGGCCCUUAUCGCCAGUGCUGGCGCUGACGCCCUGGCCAAGGUCUUCGUAUGAUGCCCACCUGGCCCCGCCCAGGCCACUACACUGGCUGAGGAGCAGGGCUGGGUGGGGGUGCUGAGGUGAGGGCCUGCGCUGCCUCCUGCCUGGCAUUCAGGGGUGCCAAGCCCCAUGGUCCUAUGAGGAUGGUCAGGAUUGCCCUGGGUCCACAGAAGGAAGGCUGAACUUGAGGAGAGACCCCUAGGGUGGUGGGCCAGUCUCCUCCCUCUCCCACAGGUGAGGGCAGCCUCUCCACCUGCUGUGGAGCCUGGUGGUGCUAACUAAGGGCCCUGACCCGGGAUUGGCCUCCUGCAGUUCUUGUCCCACAUCCUGGCCUGGGAUGGGCCCUGUAGGAAUUGCUGCCGGGUCCUCAGACACCAGCUGCCCUCUCAUGUGCAGCUCAGUAAGGGCCGGAGUCUUUGGGGAUCAGUUUUUCCAAGAUACAAGAAGGUGCCAGGUUCUCCCCUUGACCCCUACCCCUGCCUAUGGGCACUGUGCUGGGAGGGUCCCCUGAUAACCCUCCUCCCUGUGGCCGUGGGAGCCUGCCUGGCCCACUCCUUAGCCCCUCCACUCUUCCAGACACUAACCUCCAGGGUCAGGACUGUGCCCCCAGACCCAGGGUGCCCUUCCCUGAGGUACAGGGGUGAAGUGGGGACCCCAUGUAGCUCCCUGUAUAUCUGUAUAAAUGGACAGGAUUUUAAUGAUGCCCCUACCCAUGUUAUCACUGUGUGAUAGUCUCUGUCUGUCUCUUGCUGGCUCCACAUUUUGCCUCUAUUUAUUUCACUCUUCGUUUGGAUUCUACCCUGUGCCCAACCCUUGAUCCCCCUUCAGGUUCCUGUUUAUAAAGCCACCCUCUGCCCUGAACUUGUACGUGAAAACUUGUCUCAAUAAACCCUUUGGAGUAAGA